This is a messenger RNA of Spodoptera exigua (beet armyworm), 873 nucleotides long. The record is from the annotation of a GenBank genome assembly. Lineage: Eukaryota; Metazoa; Arthropoda; Insecta; Lepidoptera; Noctuidae.
AUGGUCAACGUCUUACGUGUUAGUGGUAUGCAGAUGACUGAGCUAGACGACAGUUUGACUCAAUAUAAGAAACUAACAACUCUUAAUUUAUGUACCAAUUGGCUAACGGAGCUGAAUGCAAAGUUUCUGCCAUUAACUCUCAAAGCUCUUGAACUCCAUAACAAUUGUAUUUCUGAUAUAUCGGGAUUUGCUGAUUCUCUACCUAUUGAUUUACUAUAUUUGGGUCUAAGCCGUAACAUGCUUUCGACAGGGUGGUACUACGAGUUUUCACGUAGAAUUGGAACUGCCACUACUGGACGUGCUUCAGAUCAAAUCCAUGAGGAGGAGUCAUCCCAUGGUUCCGACAUCUAUAGCAAUAUGGUGCCAAAAAAUAGUAGAGAGAUACACAACUACACCACAUUCGAGAGCACCAAGGUACAAUGGAACAAGCUGAUGACCUUCAACGAGCCCGUUGUGAAGAUCUUCUGUCCGGACCUCGUUGCUCUCAGGGAUACUUUCCGAUCAACUAUCACUGUCCGACUGGUUUAUACUGUUCUUUAUACACCUGCGAAAACGAGUAAAGGAGAGAAACAGAAGAGUAUACCAGCGUUAAAAACACCAGCGGAGAUGAGAGUGAACGUGGCGACGAUCAGGUGCUCCCUCAGGGCUCCGGAUUGGAGCCAACAAUCUCAACAUUUCCAUUGGGAUGAAACACUUGGUACUAACGACGCUAUACAUUGGGGUGAUGGAGAUCUCGCUGUACUUCAGUAUAGCCAGGCACCAGUUAAAGUUACCAAAGGGAAGAUGGAUGGUGAUAUGGGGUCCAGACAAAGCAUGCCAGAAUUCUUAACUUGCCAUUUUGGAUUUGGAAUCGAUACGCUACGCACAACGUAA